UUCUCCUACCAAGCAUCUUGUUCAUGUUCAAGGGCUGGCUUCUAUCUUGGGGAAGGGCAUUACAUAUGCAUCAUCCGAAUCGAAAGUGAGCAUUUACUCGCCCGGCAUGCGUCUCGUCACAAAAGGCGUAAUGACUCAUCAACAAGGCACUGGAAUUUUGUGCCCUCCCCUUGACGAUACCCAUCGUCGGUCUCUUGACAACAUUAUCAUCAAGAUGUCACCUCUGACAAGCCGAGCGGAGCAGCUACUCGCCCAUCCCUAUCCUCCCGUGUUGGAACUAUUGGAGCUGCAACAAGACUUAUUGGCAAUUGAUGAUGAGAUUACGUAUUGGGCCUAUGACCGACCCUCUAGCUGGAGUCCAGAACUCGUCGGUGAAGUCUGGACGGAUCCGGCAAUAUCAGAGGAAGCCAAGUUCUAUUGUGUCGGCCCCGUUGAGAAAUACUUCGAUAUGUACGUUGCAACCGCAUGGAACUCAUGGCGUUCAAUCCAUGUCAUCUAUCUUGACCACCUCAUACAUGUUUCAAAUGCCCUCGGACAGGGUGAGCUUACUCCUUUAUACAAAGAACGGAUCGACGAUCUAGCUGUUGGUGUUAAGGCGUCUAUUCCCUUCCACCUGUCUCACGACGUUGAGAACUACAUCCAGCAAGCAAAUUCUGGGACUCCCCUUUUUCAAUCAGACCGGUUGGUAGGAGGUCUGUUACUUCUUCAUCCCCUGUAUGCCCUUGCCAGGUGUACAAUUGUGGAUGGAGCAACCAGAAAGUACAUGUCCGAUACUCUGAGAUGGAUUGGAGAUGAGAUGGGAAUCCGACAUGCGACCAUUCUUGCUGAUGGUCUUCAGCCUGAUACGCAUGGACCUUCUGCGAUGCAGAGCUCCAAAAUCUCGUUUCUUGAUGCACUUGAUGGGCAUUUCCUGAUCACUGCGAGCAUGAUGUUGGAGCCUCGGCCGGUCACAAGUGCCGCUUGAGAUGAAGUGUCUCAGUGGUACUCUGCAGAAGAGGUCUGCAGAGUCUAACAAAAGGACUGAUGUAUUCGCCUAUAAACUAUAGAAUUGAUGAGAAACGCAGCAUUCCUUUA
Molecule: messenger RNA, 1074 nt
Organism: Fusarium redolens
Lineage: Eukaryota; Fungi; Ascomycota; Sordariomycetes; Hypocreales; Nectriaceae
Exons: 3
Coding region: 107-964 (285 amino acids)
Source: RefSeq, a predicted model, not a curated record